CACCCACUCUCCCCAAGAACCCAUCCCCCGAAUCAUCAACUCUGGCAUUCCUUUUUCGUGCCACCUCAUCUGCCAUGGCGAUCCUAUCCAUCUUGUCGGGGCAGCUUCUGCCGCUCGUUUGCGGCCUCUUGGGCCUGUAUAUCGUCAGGGCGAUUGUGAUCUAUGCCAAACUGAGGCAAUUCGGAGGGCCGUUGUUGGCCAGCUUCACGGACUGGCCACACAGCAAGGCCAUGCUCCGGAACAACUGCCACGAGUGGUAUGGAGAGGUCAACAGGAAAUAUGGUCCGAUUGCUCGGGUGGCGCCGAAGAUCCUGAUUACGUCUUCUCCCGAAAUUUGGGCGCAUGUAAACAACAAACCGGGCUACAAGCGCUCGGAUUGGUACUACCAUGCCGUCCGGAUCGAGUACCGGAAGGACAAUGUCUUCAGUGAGACGGACAACGAAAAGCACGACCGGAGGAGGAAGCAGAUGGCGCCUGGGUAUUCCGGAAGGGAAAAUCUCGACCUCGAGAAGUCCAUUGACGAACGUCUCCAAGAUUUCCUCGACCUCAUCCGGACCAAGUACGUCUCGUCCGACAGCCGGGUCGUGCCAGUCGACCUGGGGAAGAAGGUCCAGUACUUCACCCUCGACGUCAUCAGCGGCGUCGGCCUGGGGAAAACGUUCGGCAUGCUGCGGAGCGACUCCGACGUGGACGACUACAUCAAAUCAAGCGAGGAGGGUCUCGUAAUCAUCAACCUUGCCCUAGCCCUGGGUUUCAGCUGGCUCGCCCAGGCGCCCUUCAUCGGCCGCUUCGUCGCCCCCUCGCCGACGGACAACAACGGCCUCGGCAAGAUGAUGGCGACCUGUUUCCGCUACGUCGACGAGCGCACCGCCAACCCAACAUCCAAGCAGUCCGACAUGCUGGCCUCCUUCAUGCGCCACGGCCUGAACGGCGCCGAGCUGCGGACCGAGGCCCUCGAGCAGAUCAUCGCCGGCUCCGACACCACCGCCGGCGCCAUCCGCGGCACGCUGCUGCACAUCAUGACGAACCCCCGCGUCUACCGCAAGCUGCAGCGCGAGGUCGACUCGGCCGCGCGCGCCGGAAACGCCCCGCUGCCGGGCGAGGGCCUCAUCGCCUCCGCCCAGGCGAAGCAGCUUCCGUACCUGCAGGCCGUGAUCCGCGAGGCCCUGCGGAUCUGGCCGCCCGUGGUGAACAUCUUCCCGCGCGACGUGCCGGCUGGCGGGGACACGGUCGUCGUGGACGGGGAGAGCGUGUUCCUGCCGGGUGGCGUGUGUAUCGGGUACUCGGCGUACGCGAUGCACCGGAGCGAGGACAUCUACGGGAUGGACGCGGAUGCUUUCCGGCCCGAGCGGUGGUUCGAGUCGGAUCCUGCCAAGUUGGCUCGGAUGGUUCGGACGAACGACCUCACUUUUGGUCACGGCAAGUUCCAGUGCUUGGGGAAGCCUGUUGCUCAGAUUGAGAUUGGAAAAACCAUCUUCGAGCUGAUGCGCAACUUCGACCUGGCGCUGAUCAACCCGACGCGUCCCUGGAAGGCACGGAACUACCUUGGGCUUUUCGCGAUUUCGGAUAUGUGGGUGCAGGUAAUGGAUCGAACGUCUUGAUUUCGACACCCAAGCAAGCGUUGUUUCUACGAGUUGCGUGAACCAUUUUUCAUAUCAAGUUUGGAAUUCUCCUUCAUCUCCUAUAUCCCCAAGGUCGCUCCUUAGCAGUAGAAUGGGGGCCCAGAUUGGCACUCGGUGGACUAUUUACUGCAGCGUAGCGUAGGCUAAGCCGUAUGGCCAAGUACAACAGAGGCAAUAGUGAGGUGCUUCGCAAAAACCCUCCUCUUGUCCACUCCACAAUUUGUGUCUAGUUCCCGUGAACAAAAUACAAGAUAGACG
Molecule: messenger RNA, 1880 nt
Organism: Phialemonium atrogriseum
Lineage: Eukaryota; Fungi; Ascomycota; Sordariomycetes; Cephalothecales; Cephalothecaceae
Product: Pisatin demethylase
Exons: 4
Coding region: 75-1601 (508 amino acids)
Molecular function (GO): monooxygenase activity; oxidoreductase activity, acting on paired donors, with incorporation or reduction of molecular oxygen; heme binding
Source: RefSeq, a predicted model, not a curated record